This is a messenger RNA of Bipolaris zeicola 26-R-13, 1578 nucleotides long. RefSeq lists its product as uncharacterized. The coding region runs from base 1 to 1578 and encodes 525 amino acids. The record is from RefSeq and is a predicted model, not a curated record. The transcript has 5 exons. Lineage: Eukaryota; Fungi; Ascomycota; Dothideomycetes; Pleosporales; Pleosporaceae. Gene Ontology annotation, cellular component: membrane. Gene Ontology annotation, biological process: transmembrane transport; carbohydrate transport. Gene Ontology annotation, molecular function: carbohydrate:proton symporter activity.
AUGGCACGCAAAUACCUAGGAGGCUCGGGUGAGCGAUUAACUGUAUGGAUCUCAAUCGCUGCCAGUACAGUGCUAGUAUUUUACGGGUACGAUCAAGGGGUCUUUGGUAAUGUCAUCAUUUCAGAGAACUUCCUUCAAACCUUCGGCCAUCCGUCCGCGGACAUGCAGGGGACUAUGACGUCCAUCUAUAAUAUCGGGUGCUUCAUUGGUGCAAUGAGCACUGUAUGGACAGGCGACAUUCUCGGCCGGCCACGACAGAUCUUGCUUGGUUCGGCGAUUAUAGGAAUCGGAGCGAUUAUUCAAACAUGUAGCUGGACUGUCGCGAGCAUGAUGGUUGGUCGUAUCGUUGCCGGACUUGGCACCGGAAUGAAUACUUCGACCGCUGGUGUAUGGCAAGCUGAAACGAGUAAGAUGAACAGUCGAGGAAAGCUCGUCAUCAUUCAGAUGGCCAACUGCAUCACCGGAUUUAGUAUUUCAAAUUGGCUCACUCUCGGCUUCUCUUUUGCGCCCCGCGACAUUGCAUGGCGCUUCCCACUUGCUUUUCAACUCUUCUUCACCCUCUGUAUCUUUGUCAUGUGUCCUUUUCUACCAGACUCGCCGCGUCUCCUCAUCCGAAAAGGCAAGCAUCAAGAAGCACUAGAAGUUCUUGCGGCGCUUGAGGGCCAUGGAGCCACACCGGAGUCAGCUUCUGUUAUUACCCAGUACAACAUUAUCAAAGACAUUCUGGAUCGCGAGCACAUGAACACAUAUACCUGGGUGCAGCUGCUCACUGGAAAAGGCCCGAGUGGUGUGUUGCGACGCAUGCUUUUGGGGGCGUACAUGCAAGCAAUGAAUCAAAUUAGCGGAAUCAACGUAACUUCGUACUACAUGAGUUACAUUUUCAUCAACGCUCUAGGCAUCUCAGAACUACUAUCGCGUAUCCUGGCUGCAGCAGGUUCGGUGGAUUACCUAAUCUUCGCUUGUUUGGCAUACUUUGUCAUUGAGCGGUACGGGCGCCGGAAGGUCAUGAUGGUUUCCGCGGGCGCAUGCUCCAUCUGCUGGAUUGUCAUAGCGGCAUCUCAGGGACAGACGGAAGCUGGUGGCGACAAGUACAAGCUUGGAAUAGUCGCUGUUUCAUUCUUCUUCGUAUUCUUCGCUAGCUUCGGUAUGGGUGUUCUAGGUGUUCCGUGGCUGUACCCUACGGAGAUCAAUGCGCUCGAAAUGCGAACAAAAGGCGCAUCGCUCGCCAUGGCCACUAACUGGAUCUGCAACUACGGCGUCGUGCAAGCUACUCUUCCAGGCAUCCAGAACCUUGGGUACAAGUUCUGGAUCAUUUGGGCCAUCAUCUGCUUCUCUUUCAUUCCGACCACAUACUUUCUAUACCCAGAGACGGCUAAUCGGACCUUGGAAGACAUCGACCGCUUCUUUGAAACGAAGCCCGGUAUCUUUGUUCAUCGCAAUAAGCUUGCUGUCCAACUACAUCGCCCUAUCGAGUUUAUCGAGGCCGAUGAACGGAUUGCCACGCAUGAACAAACGAAAAUCUCCGAAGAGAACAAGGAAAUGAGUGCGGAGUACGUGGAGAAGAGGGAGACUGUUUGA